Nylanderia fulva is the source of this 2405-nucleotide messenger RNA. The record is from RefSeq and is a predicted model, not a curated record. NCBI's taxonomy places the organism in Eukaryota, Metazoa, Arthropoda, Insecta, Hymenoptera, Formicidae.
CAAAAAACGCCGGCGUGGUUCUUCGUUCUAAAAAAACUCGGAAUAACCUGACAAGUGUAAAAUCACAGGUUAUUCCAUGGUUUUGGAAAUUAAAGUUAAACGAUGUUAAUUGCAUCAAACGUUUUUAUUAAUAUAAUGAGCACAUGGAAGUUGAUACAGCGACGGUGUUACGAUUUACUCUCAUAUAAAUACUCGUUGCUUGUCAUAUUAGUCGCAUUUACUUGUAUAUUUAUUGGUAUAGUGCAUUUCGGAGAGGUAUGGCUAACCUGGAGCAAGGAGAAGUACGAAGCAGUCUUUCAUUCCUUCAACGACAAUAUCUUGGGGAAAUCUUUCCAAAAGAAAUUAUGCCAACACGUUCCCAUAGAUGUGGUUUACACGUGGGUAAACGGUUCCGAUCCAGUGUUUUUAGAAAGUCCAAAACACGUCCCAAUUGUGGAUCUCAAUGCUGCAGCUUCGAGAUUUAGCGAUAAAGACGAAUUGCGCUAUUCGUUGCGAUCAUUAGAAAUGUAUGCACCCUGGGUGAGACAUGUUUACAUCGUGACCAAUGGCCAGAUACCAAGUUGGCUCGACAUGGAUAAUCCUAGGAUGACUUUAGUCAGUCACGAAGAUAUCUUUUUGAAUAAAAGUGAUUUACCAACUUUUUCUAGUCCCGCUAUUGAAAGUCAUAUUCAUAGAAUACCUGGAAUUUCCGAUAAGUUUUUAUAUUUUAACGACGACGUCAUGUUAGGAGCCGAGAUUUGGCCAGAAGAUUUUAUAACUCAAGCAGGUGGACAGAAAGUGUAUCUGGCAUGGUGGGUCCCAGAUUGCUCCGAAGUUUGUCCCUGGGCGUGGGUUGGUGAUGGAUCCUGCGAUCAUGCUUGUAAUACUACAUUAUGCGAGUUUGAUGGUGGAGAUUGUCAAACAACCACUGUUCCUAUUGAUAGUGAGACUAUGAGAGAAAAAGGCGAUUAUUCAUACAAAUUUUUGGAAGAUUCUCGAGAGAACAAUAUUAAUGGACUAAAUAAUAUAUUGCACGAUACAGAUGUUGUUGAUUUAUCAUGGAAUAAUAUGCUACAGUCUACAGUUAAAACAUUACCUUUGUACAAUCUCAAUACUUUUAAGUCCAUUAACAUAUUUCAAGGUCUCAGAAACAAUAGUAAGAUGGAAUUGAAUGCACAAAGUAAUACGCACAUAAAAUUGGACGAUAAAAAAGAUUAUAAAUCUGGAGGAGACGUCCCGCAGCCUGUGCAUUCGAAAUUUUUACACAGAAAUCCUUUAAGCAAGUCUGCAAAUCAUCAUAUUGAACAAUUAAGACGCUACCGUAAUGACAAAAAUCUCACACGAGAUAACAGUUCCAUCAAGUUUGGUAAAUUAAUGUAUCCCAAUCAAUGGAAACACACUACACGAGGACUCGACACUUACGCAGAAUCUUUAUUGUAUGUUAAUAAGAUAUAUAACGCCGUUUAUGGUCUCGAACGGAGAAGAGUGCCAGCGCACAUGCCACAUUUAAUAGAUAAAUCGAUUGUAAAUAAUAUGCAAGAGAAAUUCAGGUCUGAAUAUCAGAAAACGUCUAGUCACAAAGUGAGAGAUUCCGAGGACAUGCAAUUCGCAUUUUCUUAUUUCUACUUCUUAUCCAGUGAAAGACGAAAAGUACCCAUUGAGGAGAUAUUUGAUAUGUUUGACACUGACAAAUCGCGAACUUGGUCGGAUAGAGAGAUACGGACACUUUUAUCAAGAUUAUAUCCGUUGCCAUUAGAUUAUAAUCUAGUCAUGGAAUUUGAAAAUGCGAUAACGAAUUGUUCUCGCGACACAAUUUCAUCAGAAAUUAUUGAUGUUCCGCCCGGAGAAAGAUAUCUAGAUUCUACUCUCCCGAUAGUUUCUAAAGAGUUGAUAUUGAAUUGCGAAUCAGUAUCUAGAAGAAUGCAGUCAAAAUUCGGCGAAGGUAGUCGGUAUCCACAUGAAAUAGUAAAAGCUGGCAAGAAUGAAAUUUUUGAAAUGUUAACCAGCAAUGUUUCGUUAACGGUGCAAUUGCUGGAUGAAAUUCGGAGAGAUCCCAAAAAAAUUAUUUGCUUGAAUGACGAUAUGGAUUCCAUUCGACAUACCGAAAAUGAAAUUGUUCGCUUGUUGAACGAUUUCUAUCGUUCGUUGUAUCCACUGCGAAGUACUUUUGAAUUAUCAGCGCAAUAUCGAAAUCGUUUCUCUCAUAAGCAUGAGCUUCUCCAGUGGCGGGCAAAUCGUGCAACUAGAAAUUUAUUAUUAUGCCUUGUCGGAUUGCUUCUUGUCCUUACAUUUUAUCAUAUAUUUUAUUAUCAUAUACGUAGAUUAUGCAGAACUCGAGAAUUAUCUACAUUUCUUGUGUAAAGAAUUUACAUUAAUGGGAAUGUAAAAUUUGAUAAUGGUACACUGAUAUUAUUGUGUAUAUAUAU